Arabidopsis arenosa is the source of this 1249-nucleotide messenger RNA. The record is from the annotation of a GenBank genome assembly. Lineage: Eukaryota; Viridiplantae; Streptophyta; Magnoliopsida; Brassicales; Brassicaceae.
ACAAUUACUUACCUCCACCAUCAAAUCGUUAAACCAUUUGCAACCAUCGAUGGUGGUCAUGUCACGAGUAAGCUUCUACUCUUAUUUCUUGCUACUACUGUUACAUGUCGGUGUCGCUCAAAGCAGCGAUUUUGAUAAUGAUGGAAGGGCAACGUUCAGUCCAACCACGGCUAUAAUCAUGAUCGUACUCGUUAGUGUUAUAUUCACAAUUGGAUGUAUCUCCGUCUACAUGAGGAGCUGUCUCCAGCACGCUCUUGGGAUAGACAGCGGUGGUGGUCCAGGAAACUGGCUUAACGUGAGGCAAACGACGGAGCCUGGGCUCGACGCGUCUGUUAUAGAAACGUUUCCAACGUUUCCUUACUCUACCGUGAAGACGUUGAGGAUCGGUAAAGAAGCUUUGGAGUGUCCCGUUUGUCUCAACGAGUUCGAAGACGACGAAACGCUGCGUUUGAUUCCUCAGUGUUGUCACGUGUUUCAUCCUGGUUGCAUUGAUGCUUGGCUUCCUGGAGAAACCGGUCAAAACUCUCUCGGAACGCCGAUUGAUGAUAACCGGAAAAGGGUUUUGGCUUCACCGGAUGAGCGGUUGAUUGACUCUGUGGCUUGGACUGGUAACCAAAGCAUGCCACGUAAGUCCAUGUCUACAGGUUGGAAACUAGCUGGAUUGAUCAGCCCGGCUAGUUCUCCCGGUCAACCAGAGGAGAAUCUUGACCGGUUUACACUGAGGUUACCACAAGAGAUACACGAUCAGCUUGUGAACUCCAGCCUGGGAAACCAAGGGUCAAAAGGUCAACUGGCGUUACCUCUAGCAAGGAGCUCGGUUAGAGGGUACAGAACCAAAAGCCUAGGGACUGAAAAGAAGAACUAUUUCUACUUUGAACGGUUUGAUCAAGACGGUCGGUUGGACCGAAGACCAUUUUCGAUAACUCCUCCGUACCAUACCCAGUCGAUCCAGUCUCCGGAUGAAAUAAUCAACGGUAGUGGUAAUUAUCAGGAUCGUGCUGGUGCACCUAAAGGUUUGCUUCUAGCAAUAAGGUCACCCUUUGAUCGGUUAUUUACUAAGAACAAUGUCGGUGAACGUUCGUACCUUCGAUCCGGCGAUGCAAGCCCUGUCUAGGCGAAUACACUACUAUUGGGUUUAUUAAGAUAUUUCAGGAAAAUAAGAAAAUCUGUAUAUAUUUUUACUCUCUUCUAGUUUCUUUCUGUAAUCCGAGAACUUCAAUUCCUUCACCAAUAUAAUGCAUCUAUUACU